Molecule: messenger RNA, 2214 nt
Organism: Thamnophis elegans (Western terrestrial garter snake)
Lineage: Eukaryota; Metazoa; Chordata; Lepidosauria; Squamata; Natricidae
Gene: MKRN2OS
Product: MKRN2 opposite strand
Exons: 4
Coding region: 915-1568 (217 amino acids)
Source: RefSeq, a predicted model, not a curated record
UAAUAUAAAUGGAAGUUAUACAGCAAUAGAUGUCAAAAUACAUAAAUCUUUCAAUAUUUGUCAAGUCCAUAAAUAAAUCUGCCAAGAUUUUCUCCAAAGUUCAGAAAAGCAGAAUGCAAAAUAUCUGUAUAUUGAAAUAUACAAAUAUCCUAAAAUAAGAGGUAGAUUUUAAACUCACGGCUCAAAUAAGGUUACACUGCUGCCUCUAUUAAUGUUGGUUUUUUGGCGCUUUUAAAAGAACUUACAAAAUAUAUUUUAAGAUUCUGAAUGCAUGUACUUUAUAUCCUAAAAAUAUUCCCUUGACUAUCAAUAAGGAGAGACUUUGGGCAAAUCAGCAAUCCACAGGAUUAAUGCUACACUUCCAUCCUGUAUGAAACUUCAAUCUUUUAUAAUAAGGAAUUAAGAGAACCGCCUGAUAUUGACUUGUAGAGAUGUUGAGGAGUUUUCUGGGUCAACUGCACAGAGGCCUUGGUCCCAAGAAACACUUUCCUUUAGGAAUCAUUUAGGGAAAAUCCGAUUUAGAUCUUUAGAUCUUUUAAGGGGGAAUCAGUAACCCUCAAUAACCCUCCCUGUUCUGCAAAAAGCUCCCCUAUGUGUAAUGAGCAUUUUCAAAGGAUACAACACACACACACACACAUAUAACGGGGAAAGUGAAAGAGGUCCACUAGGGAUCGAGUGAAAAGGCGGGAUGGAUUUAGCGGGAAAAAGCUCUAUGUAUAAUGCGCAUUUUCAAGUACUACAGCACAAAACUGGGGAAAGUGAAAGAGAGCCAUUGGGGAGCUCAUGAAAAGGAUGGGGUGGCGAGUUAGCGGGAAAAGCUCUCCUAUAUAUAAUACGCAUAUUCAAGGGCUACAGCACACACACAACCGGGGGAAGUAAAAGAGGGCCGCCAGGGACCGCGUGAAAGGGAUGGGAUGGCGAGUGAGCGAAACAAGGACAAGGGACCAUCGGUUCUCCGGCUUUUCCCGUCCUCUCGAGGCUUAGACGGAGAUGGAGGAGACCGGCGAAGGCGUCUCGGUCCCGUCCUUCUCCUCCCCCCACUCCCCGUGGGCGGAGCGUCUCCAGGCGCCCGUCCGUUUUUCGGGGUGGGGAGGAAAGCAGAGAGCGCUCAUCACAAGCGAGAUUAUGAUGGAGAUUCUGACCUUCAUGUUGGAAUAACUAAUACCAAUGGUUUGGUGUAUAAUUACAAUGAAACUGGUAUUACCAUUGCUGAAUACGGCUGGGAACAAUGUGUGAGCAUUCCACUAGUGCAGCCUGAUAUGUAUGGCCUCCUUAACCAAUGGGAUACCUAUCUAGGACAAUUUUCAGCAACAGAUAUUUGGCUUCCACACAGAUAUGAAGAAUGUUUCCAUAAUUGUUAUACAUAUGCACUAACAUUCAUUAAUUGUGUGCUGAGUGCCCAAAAGCAACAGCAAAUGAAUAAAAAUGAAUUUGCAGAGAAAUUUGUAAUUCCGCGAACAAGAAAAGCUUCCAAAUAUAUCACCAUCUAUAAGGAAAUAUGCAAGAAUGGUUUUUAUGUUGUUGACCAUCCUGCUCAAAAAGGCAGUACUUCUACCAAUGCCAUUUGACUUUAGGCCGAAGCACUGACUGUAAGUAAAAUUAAAAUAUUCAUGUUAAGACAUAAGGCAUGUUCCUAUUUUGCUGUAAGGAAAGUGGGAAACAUUACCAUCAUAUUUAAUUGGACAGAAAUCCAAGAGAAAUCAGAAUUAUUUCCUAUUAUCCAUAAAACUGCAGAAUGAAUCACAAUGUAAUUUUUCUAAUAAACAUUUUUUCUACCUGUCUGAAUAAUUAUAUUUAGCAUUAUUUUAAUUUAAAGACAUUGAUAUGAAGUAUAAAAAUCUACAAAUAGAAAAAAAAAUCCAUGGAUGGGAUCAAGAAACAAGGAACACUUCCUUUUUGUUGGAAGUGAAAGACAAUUUUUAAUAAUUCUUUCUCUACUCCAGAUGGAACUGGAGCAAAGACAAUGACAUUUUAUUUAGCAAUGACAAUGACAUUUUCCUUUCUGUGGGUGUAUUCAUGAAUAGAAGUUAACCAACAAAAUAAAAUUCAGCAUUCAUAGAAUCAUAGAGCUGGAAGGGACGUAUAACUAUCAAACACAUGAAUAAAAUGUACUUUUAUUUGGCAUAAUGUAGCAAGAAAUUUUGGUUGACAGAAGUAAAAAAAAACCACUUUGUUUAAUUGAUUUCAGCCAUCUCCAACAUACAUGGUGUAACU